AUGAUUUCCGGUCUCGGCUUGGAACAGUUUGAUUACUCGGAAGAGCAGAGCGGAUUUCGGUAUGGCUGCCGUUCUGAAAAGAGCAGGGAAUCAAAUGAGAAGCUCUUCAACCCCUAUCAAUUUUUCGGUAACGCAGGAUCUUGGCCACGAGGCUUUCCCCUGGAAUACUUACAGGUGAUUCCAAACGAGAUUGAGAUUAGCGUUCUGCUGCUCAGUAGGACUAUUUCGAAUAUAUUCGUAGCCCAGUGUCUUGCACAAGCUUUUCAGAACCAUACCAAUGAUCGCGACCAAUUCUGCCUAUGUCACAAAAUGCGUACGGCUGCGGUACAGCAAGGUCUCGUACACAACGAUCCUGACGUCGAUGCUGUAUACAGGUAUCCACAAAAGUCACUGAAAAAGCUUGAAAUUAUCUUCUCGUUUUUCAAGAGCAGACACGCAACAAAGAACCUUUGA
Messenger RNA from Cooperia oncophora, 453 nucleotides. Lineage: Eukaryota; Metazoa; Nematoda; Chromadorea; Rhabditida; Trichostrongylidae. The record is from the annotation of a GenBank genome assembly.